AUGUUGGCGCGACGAUGUUUUAUUGUCGACAUUCUCAAACCUUUUCAACAGAAAUGGACAAGUUUUGGGGAUUAUGCAGGUUAUGCUACUGCGAGUGUCAAUGAUACUAAACAAGGCGUGCCGAAGUUUACUCUUCGUUACUUUUAUAAACUGUUCAAAUGGAUGACAGUGGGUUUUGUUGCUGGCAGUAGUACCAUCUUUUUAUAUAAUUUGUUUGUUCCAGAUUUUCGUGAAUUACAAGAUGAGAAGCAUUAUUAUUCUGAUUGGAAGUUGCGUGCGUAUUCUUCUCUACCGCUGAAUACACUUUCACAUUUUGCCGGCGGCCUAGCUAAAGUAUAUAUUCCAGUGUGGUUACGACCCAAAAUAUUCAAUAUCUAUGUUCGAGUAUAUGAUUGCCGAAUGGAUGAAGCCGAAGUGAAUGAUUUAUCAGCCUAUCCGACGUUAGCAGCAUUUUUUAAUAGAUCACUAAAACCUACAGUCAGGCCUAUCAGUGAUGCAGACUUGGUAUCUCCAGCUGACGGAGUUGUGAUUCAUUACGGAAAAGUGAAGGAGGGACGUGUUGAGUUUGUAAAAGGCCAUGAUUAUGAUAUCACCGAAUUUUUAGGACCAUUGAAUAUUAAAAAUAAAAAAGAAGGACACGAGCUUUAUCAAGUGGUUCUUUACCUCGCUCCUGGCAAUUAUCACGGAUUUCAUGCUCCUGCAAAGUGGGUGGCAAAUGAGGAAAUACAUUUUCCCGGAUUAUUAUUGUCUGUACGACCAACAUUUCUAUAUCGCAUGCCACAUUUGUUUUGUAUCAAUGAACGAGUUGUUUUGAAAGGAUCCUGGAAGCAUGGCUUUUUUUCAUUGUGCGCAGUCGCAGCCACAAAUGUUGGAAAUAUUUCAAUAGACGCAGAUCCGUUGCUUCACACAAAUACCAAACGCUUACGGAAAGAGAUUUCCAAAGCAGUGCCAAUAAUUGCAGAACUGGAACAUGCAUAUCGGCCUGGCGAUAAAGUUGGAGAGUUUCGGCUGGGAUCAACGAUUGUUUUGAUUUUCGAAGCUCCUUCAACUGUACAGUUUGCUGUUCGCGCUGGUGAUAAUUUACGCUACGGCCAAAGUCUUGUUGUAAAUGGUUUUUGA
This is a messenger RNA of Brugia malayi, 1119 nucleotides long. It is a transcript of the gene Bma-psd-1, whose product is annotated as phosphatidylserine decarboxylase proenzyme, putative. Gene Ontology annotation, molecular function: phosphatidylserine decarboxylase activity. The record is from RefSeq and is a predicted model, not a curated record. Gene Ontology annotation, cellular component: mitochondrion. Lineage: Eukaryota; Metazoa; Nematoda; Chromadorea; Rhabditida; Onchocercidae. Bases 1 to 1119 code for a protein of 372 amino acids. Gene Ontology annotation, biological process: phosphatidylethanolamine biosynthetic process. The transcript has 9 exons.